GCUUCCUGCGGAUCUGACUCAUGAUGAUGUCGAAGGGCGAUCGUCUCUGGCUGCCUCCGUCUCGCCCCCGCUGACCCUCUGGGCAAAGAACCGGGGAAACAUAAACACAGGAAAUGCGAGCGGCCUCUUAGCGCUCAGCUGUCACAGCCUGCGAUCGUUCGGCCGGGCUCCAAAAGGUGAUUGGCGCUCACUAAAGGGAGUUUGUUAGCAUCUACUGGACACAAGGGGCACUGUCCUCUGAUUGGCUCGGACAGCCCCCUCUGACAUGCCCGUGGCCAAUCAGAGGUGUGUUAUGUCGGGGGGAGAUGUGGAGGUGUACCUGUCCCAGGUGCAUGAUGGGAGCGUGUCGUCGGGUUUCCGUGCUCUGUAUGAGGAGCGUCUGCUGCUGGACGUCACGCUGCUGAUAGAGGAGCACCACUUCCAGGCCCACAAGGCGCUGCUGGCCACGCAGAGCGACUACUUCCGGGUUAUGUUCACGGCCGACAUGCGGGAGCGGGACCAGGACAAGAUCCACAUGAAGGGGCUGACGGCCGCCGGCUUCGGCCACAUCCUGCGCUUCAUGUACUACGGCUCUCUGGAGCUCAGCAUGCCCACCGUGCAGGAGAUCCUGCAGGCGGCCAUGUACGUCCAGCUGACGGAGGCGGUGGAGUUCUGCUGCUCCUUCCUGCUGGCUAAGAUCUGCCUGGAGAACUGCGCCGAGGUCAUGCGCCUCCUUGAGGACUUCAGCGUCGGCGUGGAGGGCGUCCAGGAGCAACUCGACAACUUCCUCCUCGACAACUUCGUCCCUCUGAUGAGCCGAGCCGACUUCCUGUCCUACCUCAGUCUGGAGAGACUCCAGGCCUACCUGAACAGCGACGCUCUGAGCCGCUACCCGGAGAUCGAGCUGUACGAAGCCGUCCAGGCGUGGUUGAGACACGACCGGCGGCGCUGGAGGCACACCGACACCAUCGUGCAGUCCAUCCGCUUCUGUCUCAUGACGCCGGCGGACAUCUUUGAGAAGGUGAAAACGUCAGAGUUCUACCGGUACUCCAGACAGCUGAGGCAGGAAGUGGACCAGGCGCUGGGAUAUUUCCACGACGUCAACCAGCAGCCGCUGCUGGAGACGCGCUCCAACCGGAUUCGCUCCGUCCGGCCGCAGACCGCCGUGUUCAGGGGAAUGAUCGGCCACAGCAUGGUGAACAGCAAGAUCCUGCUGCUGCAGCGGCCAAAGGUGUGGUGGGAGCUGGAGGGCCCUCAGGUGCCGCUCCGACCCGACUGCUUGGCCAUCGUCAACAACUUUGCCUUCCUGCUGGGCGGAGAGGAGCUGGGGCCCGACGGCGAGUUUCACGCCUCCUCCAAGGUUUAUCGCUACGACCCGCGGCAGAACUCGUGGCUGCGCAUGGCGGACAUGUCAGUUCCCAGGUCAGAGUUCGCGGUGGGAGUCAUCGGGAAGUUCAUCUACGCCGUGGCGGGCCGAACCCGAGACGAGACCUUCUACUCCACGGAGCGCUACGACAUCACCGAGGACCGCUGGGAGUUCGUGGAUCCGUAUCCCGUCAACAAGUACGGCCACGAGGGAACCGUCCUGAACGGGAAGCUCUACAUCACCGGCGGCAUCACGUCCUCCUCCACCUCCAAGCAGGUGUGUGUGUUCGACCCGGGCCGGGAGGCCGGCGGCGGCGGCGGGUCGGCCGGGUCGGACUCCCACAGGACGCGCUCGGCCCGUGGCCCGCUGCUGCCCGGGACCCACGCCAGCUGCUGGGAGAACAAGUCCAAAAUGAACUACGCUCGCUGCUUCCACAAGAUGAUCUCCCACAACGGGAAGCUGUACGUGUUCGGCGGCGUGUGCGUCAUCCUGCGGGCCUCCUUCGAGUCGCAGGGCUGCCCGUCCACCGAGGUGUACGACCCGGAAACGGACGAGUGGACCAUCCUGGCCUCCAUGCCCAUCGGCCGCAGCGGCCACGGCGUGGCGGUGCUGGACCGGCAGAUCAUGGUGCUGGGCGGCCUGUGCUACAACGGCCACUACAGUGACUCCAUCCUCACCUUUGACCCGGACGAGAACAAAUGGAAGGAGGACGAGUUUCCCAGGAUGCCUUGCAAACUGGACGGCCUGCAGGUGUGCAGCCUGCACUUCCCAGAGUACGUGCUGGAGCACGUCCGGCGCUGCAGCUGAGGUCCGCUUCAUGUUUUGUACCGACGGACUGUCCGCCUGGCGCCGCCGCGCCGGAACCAGGCCUUUCCAGGUGGGUCGACCCGGCGACCAGCACUCACCAAUAGGUGAGGCGCCGGGCGGCUCGGGCGUUUUCACAGUUACCCUUUCUCAGAAAAUUAAAGGAAAAGAUGAUGUCAGAAAACAAAAAGGUUUCAUUCACUUACGUUUGGACUGGAGCGACCAGAAACACACUGGGAGCUUCUGGUCCUGGUUCUGGUCCUGGUCCUGGUUCUGGUCCUGGUUCUGGUCCUGGUUCUGGUCCUGGUCCUGGUCCCGGUCCCGGUCCCGGUCCUGGUCCCGGUCCCGGUCCCGGUCCUGGUCCCGGUCCCGGUCCCGGUCCUGGUCCCGGUCCCGGUCCCGGUUCCUCCUGAACACCUUUGACACAUAGCUUAGCUGAAAUACUUUAAACCCCAACAACUAAACGAAUCAGAUACUCAACAUGACACUAUACUCCGUAGCGUAGAUGAACUCGGUGGUUUCGGACUCGUCUGGUUCCAGUUUGGUUCUGGUGUGUUCCAGUUUUCAGUCCCAGUUUCCCACCGAGCCACAAACACGUUCAUCCCACGCCGCGUCUCUCUGCUCCCCGCCGCCGCCGUCACAUCGAGAGGAAACCGCGGCGUUAGAUUUAGGAGCUGCGCUGCUGCCGUUUGGUUUUGUUUACAUUCCUGCACUUUAUCGGUUCUCAAUGAGUGUAAAUAGUUUGACCCGGUUUGAUACCAGAUCAGGGCUUUUUGGGGCAUUUCAACGAAUCUGGACCUCAUUCAAGAACAUUUGGACGUUUAUUUUCCACCUGAUUGUUGAUGGGAAUAAAAACGUUUUAAUCUGUGACAGCAGUAAUUAUAGAUUAUCAUCCAUGUAAAACUGCUGCUACUUAAAUAUUGAUCAUGUGUGGAAACAUACAGAAACCUUUAAAUGAAAGAGCUUGGAAAUAAAUUCAGGAGCAAAAUAUCGUAACGAGUUUCUGGUUAAAACAAGAUGCAGAACUUGAUAUAAGAAACUUUCUUUAAUGUAAAUCUAGAAACUUUUUUAUAAAUAGAUGGAAAAUUCAUUAAAACACAAAAACCUUGUUUAAAAAAUAAAGAAAAUAUUGUUAUAAUGAGAAACAAAACAUGUUAAAAAGAUAUAAAACUAAAUCUUAAAACGAGAGUUUCUAGUUUCAGGAGAAACUUCAUCAUUUAACGAGAAAAAUUAAAACAUUGUCAUAAGACAAAAAAAAGUAUUAAAAUUAGAAACCUGGUCAUUCAAAUGAGAAAACUUUGUUAUAAUGAUGCAAAACUAGAAAAUUUCCCGUUAAAAUAAGAAAAUCUUGUUCUAACAAUAAACUUCUGUUUUAUCAAGAAAGUUUUACUGUUUUAUAUUUACAACAUUUUCUUAUUUAACAGGAAAUAAUUUACUGUUACUCAGAUAUAAACCUUUAAAAUCUUGUUAAAACAAUUUUUCUUUUUAAAACAAGAUAUUUGUCCUGAGUUUAUUUGCGUCUUAAAACGUUUCCAUAGCAACAAAACUUCUACGUUAAACGUUUUAUAGUCUGCUGUCUGCCAAAAACAUCAGCUGGCCUCAGUUGUUUUAUUUGUUUUGCAUUUGCUUUAUUAAAAUAUGCAAAAUUAAAUACUGAAGACCAAAAUGUGCAACAGUUGCUUAAAAUAUUCAAACUGGCACCAAUAUUUAUGAUAUUAUAUUAAAUGUAAGUUCUAGAUAUCGGCACAAAAUUGGUGGCAAAAUUAGCUUUGGUUACGCUAGCUCCGGCUAACUUGAUAGCUAGAUUUAGUUUGAUUUGGCAAAAAAACUGACAAUUUUACUUGGUUUCUUAUGCAACUAAAUAAACUAACUGAAAAAUUAACUUCAGGUAAGUUUAACCUCAGUAUCUUCAGUCAUUUGAAACAAACAGGGAUCCAAAGUGCUAAAGUUAGCUACAGCUAUCUUAGCAGCUAGCUUUAAACAAUCCAGGUUAGUUUUAGUUUAAUAACCACUUAAAAAUAUAUACAAUAAAUAUGAAAAUAGUUUGCGAUUGAAUCACAAAAUUGCAAAAAAUAAAAAUAAAAAAUUAGUAAAGUUAGCUUAUAAACAUUUUUAAAAUGUGUUUCUGUCAUAAACUGCUUUAACUGCUUUAUUAUGUAACUGUGUGAAAGAAUGAAAAUAAUAUUUUCAUUCAGUGUAUAAGUUAUAGAAGACCAAACAUGAGCAGAUAAACCUACCUUUAGCUUAUGCUAACUAUAGCUAACCUAGGUGUAAUUAGCUACAGCUAACAGUUAGCAUUCACUUCAUUUAGUAUACAAACACUGACUAACUUAUUAAUAUGUAAUUAUGUAGGAUGACUUAAAAAAUAAAUGUAUUAUAACUUAUUUACACCAAAUAAACAACUCUAGUUUACGUUAGCCACAGUUAACUUUAUUUGGCCAACAAAUUUUUUUCCAUCACAGAUUUUUUCAAAAUAGAACGUUGUGUGUUCAUUAUUUACAAAAACAUUGAUAAAUUAGUGUAGUUAAAUCACAGGAAAAGUAAUUCAAAUGAACAGAAACAUUCAAACUUCAUCAUUAAUAAAUAUUCUGCUUUCUUAUGUAAUAAUGUGAAAUAGCAAAACAAUACUUCUUUUUACCUAAUUGAAUCUCAUUUACAGUUUUGGAUAAUGUUAGCAUGUCAUGCUAACAUUAGCGUUAGCUUAAACUAGCUAUGUUAGCUGCUAGCUUUCACUUGAUUAUGCCUGAAACCUUCAAUUAUCCAAUUAGUUGUUGUUUUUUUUCCUUAAAAUAUGUUGAUAAAUUACAAGUUAAUAAAUAUAAAAUAUUUGACAGUUUAAUUGUAUAAACAUUUAAAAAUAACAAACUGUUGUUAUUCCACUUUAGUUGUAGAAUUAUUUAUUAUAAUGAAAUUUAAACUGUUAUUUACAGGAAAACAACUUGGAUUACGGUUAAAUCACUUAGCUUUAGCAUUGGCUAGCUAAAGCUAGCUAGCUUGAUAUUAGCUCCCUCAUUUAUUUAGUUUCUCUUCUUCCAUUCUUGUUUUCUCCUUUGCAUUUGGACUCAGCUGCUCACUCAUUUGGUCAAAUAUGUUGUUUUUUUUGUGCCAAAAUAGACAAAGAAGAAAAAAAUGUUUGUAGUUCAGCUGGAGGAUUUUUAAAUUUCUUUGCCAGAUAUUUCAGCUGUUAUUCUAAGAUGUUCUUGUUUGAGGUCCAUUGGUAAUUUACCUCGGCUAAAUGAUUACCAGCCUUCGUUUCAACAAAAACAGACUGUUUUCAUUUCAGACAGAUAAUUUAAUCUGCACGUCCGUUUUCUGGCAGAUCUAAUCCUGACGUUGUCUUAGAUUAAAGCUCGCACAUUUCAUCCUCCAGGCCACGUAGCUGAGCUGACGACCAGCCUGUUUUAUUUUGUUUUCUUUUGAGCUAACUGUGAAAAGGGCUAGAGCAAAUAAUGAUGCCGUCACGUCUUUCUGCUGCGUAUUUAUUUAAUUUAUGAGGUAGUGCUUUUCACUGAGCUAUGCAGUAACAGUAUUAGGAAUGUUUUUAUGAUCAGAAUUUCAUUCACAGCCCGGUUCUUCAGUGUUUCUGUCGUUUUUCAUCUCCACCCUGCAGCAGCAUGUGAGUUUCUCCGUUUUAUUUAUUUUUCUGUUAUUGAUGAAUCAGUAAAGUCAGAACAGAUUUACUUCCUGAAGUCUGUCUUGACGUGAAUUAUAAAUAUAUCAGGAACUUGAAGGCAAACAUUCAUUUUAAAUGGUCAUUCUGGAGCAUUUAUUAUUGCGUCAUCCCUUUACAUUUUCUCUGGGUCGCCGUUAAUCGCCGCUCCGCUCCAACGUUGCUGUUUGAAGAAGAAACUUGUAACCAGUAAAGUUCAGCCGUCCCCACCUGAGGAACACGCAGCAUCCUUUAUUCCGCCAUUUUUCCGUCUGUCCGUAGGAAAACAGAUCAGAGGACGCUAAAAAAAUAAACUUUCAUUGCUUAAACGACUGUACGGGGAAAAGAGAGAAAAAUCUGAAUAACAUAUCUUACUCUGAGUAGAAACUCUUUGGAAACGAUUUGUAACCUUUCCAGAAAUAAAUGUUCAUACUGGUCAACCUCCA
Molecule: messenger RNA, 6244 nt
Organism: Gambusia affinis (western mosquitofish)
Lineage: Eukaryota; Metazoa; Chordata; Actinopteri; Cyprinodontiformes; Poeciliidae
Gene: klhl15
Product: kelch-like family member 15
Exons: 10
Coding region: 266-2152 (628 amino acids)
Biological process (GO): protein ubiquitination; nuclear protein quality control by the ubiquitin-proteasome system
Cellular component (GO): nucleus; Cul3-RING ubiquitin ligase complex
Molecular function (GO): protein binding
Source: RefSeq, a predicted model, not a curated record